Striga hermonthica is the source of this 882-nucleotide messenger RNA. The record is from the annotation of a GenBank genome assembly. Lineage: Eukaryota; Viridiplantae; Streptophyta; Magnoliopsida; Lamiales; Orobanchaceae.
AUGGAUAAUAAUCGGCAGCUAAAUUACGGCGAUGUAUCCGGGCUCGUCUCUGUUGAGAACCCGAAGCUCGACUCGCCUCUAACGGUUUCCUUCUGGAGGGAUUUUUUACAAAAAUACCCUCCUGAUUUAUUGAAGAAGGUUAUGGCGGAGAUAAUCGCUACGUUUCUUCUGGUGUUCGUGACGUGUGGCUCUGCUGCUCUUAGCUCGACCGACGAACACAAAGUGUCUCGACUUGGAGCAUCGGUUGCCGGUGGCCUAAUCGUGACUGUGAUGAUCUACGCCGUGGGUCACAUAUCGGGUGCUCAUAUGAACCCGGCCGUCACUUUAGCCUUUGCCGCCGUUCGGCAUUUCCCCUGGAUUCAGGUACCGAUUUACGUAGCAGCACAGCUGACCGGCGGUAUUUCGGCCGGCUUCACGCUACGCGUUCUUUUGCACCCAAUAAAACACGUAGGCACCACGUCACCAACCGGGGCCGACAUACAAGCCCUCAUCAUGGAAAUAGUUGUCACGUUUUCUAUGAUGUUCAUUACCUCGGCAGUAGCCACCGAUACAAAAGCUAUAGGGGAGCUAGCGGGAAUAGCAGUUGGGUCUGCAGUUUGCAUCACUUCAAUCUUAGCUGGGCCCAUAUCAGGUGGAUCGAUGAACCCGGCAAGAAGCAUAGGCCCAGCAGUGGCCAGCAACUAUUACGACGGCAUUUGGGUCUACAUUGUGGGGCCCAUCUGCGGGACCCUGUUGGGAGCAUGGUCCUACAGUUUCAUACGGGUUUCGGACAAGCCUGCUGGCGCUCUAAAUACCCAUUCACUGUCUUUCAAACAUCGCCUCAUGAUGAGAGGCAAUCACGAGCAACACGGGUUGCCACGUGAUAAUCUUGACCGUCUGUGA